AUGGAAACCAAUCAGCUUUUCCUGGAGGUUCAUUCCAUCGCUGAUUUGUGCCUCGCCCCGAUAGAGACCGUAGUAACGUUGUUUACGAUAAAAUACUGUGAUUCUCACGUAUCGAUUAACUUGGUUGUAACGAAAAAAAAAUGCAAUGAGGAACGGUCUAACGUUAUUGAUCUGUCAGGGUUUACUUACACAGUUUUGGAGGUAGACAAAUUGCCACGAUAUGCGAGUACAUGCGACCUUCCGAACCUCAUAGUUAACGAGACGACGUGCGUGGCUGGUCUCUGCGCGACCCUACGUCAAAUAGUAAAGAGUAAGUGUUUCGAAACGCCGUUGCACUACAGCAAAGCCUUACUAGGAUUUAAGGAUGCAUGUUUGCUGGCUUGCUCGGAGUCGAGUAUCUGGACGAAAUUUUGCGAGGUGGAUCUAAUCUCGACUCUGAAAUCUAUCCAUGGUCCAACUUCCAGCAAAGAUACAAAUGACAUUCCUGAAAGCAUCGCAAGAUUUGAAUGUCACAUGUCACAGCCAGUGAGAUUGCACAAUUUAUACAAGUAUACAAUGUCGAAAAAAUUUGCUGUGAAAGGUACUACGACUGGUAACAGGGACAAAAUACCAGAGCACAUUUACGCCGAGGGAUCUCAAAUCACAUUGGCGGAUAUCAUAAUAUUUGUUUGCAUCCAUACAUUUUUUACACUCCACGCAUUGAAAUGUGAAUUGUUAGAACUCAUACCACUGACGGCAAAGUGGUACGCGAGGAUGCUUUCAAGUGAAAUGAUAUCUGAAAGUUUGAGUUGUUUGAGAUACUUGGAAUCUCCAAGCUUUGAGACCCGGGUUACCAGCUACGUUCUUCCCAAUGUUGAAAACCAUAGCCUGUAUAAGAGCGAUCCAAAACGCUACAAGCCUCGUAAUCGCAUUUACACAAAGCAAGUAGACAUAGAUGAUUCAUUCGCAUUAAUCAGUGAGCUGGGUGUCAGCAUCGACCUUGCAUCGGAACCAUUUGGAUCGGAGAUGACAUUGAACUGGAAUGAAAUCCCGUUUGAAGCAACGCCAGAGGGAGGUGCUUUGCCCGAAACGAGGCUGAAGCGAAAGUUUGAGCAGUUAGAAAACCUGUGCAGGCCUGUAAUGGCAUUGGCAAAAAUAGGGGAUAUAGUCGUCGACUUCUGCUCUGGCGGAGGACAUCUCGGGAUAUUGAUAGCUUACUUGUUGCCCGGUUGCGAAGUAGUUUUGCUAGAAAAUAAAGAGGAGAGUUUAAACAGAGCCAAGAAAAGAGUGCAGAAACUUCAGUUAACAAAUAUCAGAUUUUAUCAAUGCAAUCUGGAUUAUUACAAGGGGCAUUUUGACAUUGGAGUAUCUCUCCAUGCCUGCGGGGUGGCGACGGACCUGGUAAUCGAACACUGCGUAAGCAGGAAUGCGAUCUUUGUCUGCUGUCCCUGCUGUUACGGCAGCGUACACGAUUGCCAUCACAUAAAGUACCCAAGGAGCAAUUUAUUCAAGAGUAAAAUUGAUCCAAGGAGUUACCUGGUCUUGGGACAUUCGGCAGACCAAACUCACGAUAAAAAUAAUGCUAAAACAAAUCAAGGAUACAAGUGCAUGUCAAUUAUUGAUACGGAUCGAAAAUUACACGCUGAGCAGUACAACUAUGUUGUACAUCUUGCUAAACUCGUUCCGGAAAAUUGCACACCAAAAAAUCAUCUAUUAGUUGGAAUCCCUGAAAUAAAAUCAUAGUACCUACUGACUUUUGUAUCAUAUUUUCAUAUUUAUAUAAGUAUUGAAAUAAAAUUGUAUAUUUUUCCUUUCAUACAAUACAAUGAAUUUUUUAUUGCUCGCCCUAGCGAGAUGAGCUUGUGUUUUAGCUGAAUUGUAUACUGCGUGAUUCUAUUGUACAAAUAACAUGUAGACCGAUAUAUUUAUUAAAACUGAAAUCUCGAUAUUAAACAUGAUGAAUACACAAGUAUUGUUAAAUUA
Molecule: messenger RNA, 1962 nt
Organism: Diprion similis
Lineage: Eukaryota; Metazoa; Arthropoda; Insecta; Hymenoptera; Diprionidae
Gene: Gstcd
Product: glutathione S-transferase C-terminal domain-containing protein homolog
Exons: 1
Coding region: 1-1722 (573 amino acids)
Source: RefSeq, a predicted model, not a curated record